AUGGGCAACGUGAUGGAGGGCAAGUCGGUGGAGGAGCUGAGCAGCACAGAAUGCCACCAGUGGUACAAGAAGUUCAUGACCGAGUGCCCCUCCGGCCAGCUCACCCUCUAUGAGUUCCGCCAGUUCUUCGGCCUCAAGAACCUGAGCCCAUGGGCCAGCCAGUAUGUGGAGCAGAUGUUUGAGACCUUCGACUUCAACAAAGACGGCUACAUUGACUUCAUGGAGUACGUGGCGGCGCUCAGCCUGGCGCUCAAAGGGAAGGUGGAACAGAAGCUGCGCUGGUACUUCAAGCUCUACGACGUUGAUGGCAAUGGAUGCAUCGACCGUGAGGAGCUGCUCACCAUCAUCCGGGCCAUCCGAGCCAUCAACCCCUGCAGCGACCCGACCAUGAGCGCGGAGGAGUUCACCGACACCGUGUUCGCCAGGAUCGACCUCAAUGGGGAUGGGGAGCUGUCCCUGGAAGAGUUGCUGGAGGGCGUGCAGAAGGACCGGGUGCUCCUGGACACGCUGACGCGGAGCCUGGACCUCUCCCGCAUCGUGCGCAGGCUCCAGGGCGGCGCGGGAGACCCCGAGGAGGGGGCGCGCGCCUGGGAGCCGGGGGCGGAGGCCGCGGGGUGA
This is a messenger RNA of Talpa occidentalis (Iberian mole), 618 nucleotides long. It is a transcript of the gene GUCA1A, whose product is annotated as guanylate cyclase activator 1A. Lineage: Eukaryota; Metazoa; Chordata; Mammalia; Eulipotyphla; Talpidae. The record is from RefSeq and is a predicted model, not a curated record. Bases 1 to 618 code for a protein of 205 amino acids. The transcript has 4 exons. Gene Ontology annotation, biological process: visual perception; positive regulation of guanylate cyclase activity. Gene Ontology annotation, molecular function: calcium ion binding; calcium sensitive guanylate cyclase activator activity. Gene Ontology annotation, cellular component: cone photoreceptor outer segment; photoreceptor inner segment.